UAGGAGAGCAAGGCGAAAAGCCCAACCGCUGGACGGUGGGCAGCCAGACCAGCAUGUCCCCAAAAUUGAGUGCGUGCUGGGUUGCGCUGGGCCCGCUGCUGUGCAGCUGCGCGCUGGCACUGCAGGGCGGGAUGCUCUUCCCCGUGGAGACCCCCUCGCGGGAGCUCAAGGUGCUGGACGGUCUGUGGCACUUCCGCGCGGACUUCUCCGAAAACCGGCUGUUGGGAUUCGAACAGCAGUGGUACCGGCAGCCGCUGCGGGAGUCGGGCCCAACUUUGGACAUGCCGGUCCCUUCCAGCUUCAAUGACAUCACCCAAGAGGCACGACUUCGGGACUUUAUCGGCUGGGUAUGGUACGAACGGGAAGCAGUCCUGCCGCAGCGAUGGACCCAAGACACAAACACGAGAGUGGUGCUGAGGAUCAACAGUGCCCAUUACCAUGCCGUUGUGUGGGUGAAUGGGGUACAUGUGGUGGAACAUGAGGGCGGUCACCUCCCCUUUGAAGCUGACAUCAGCAAGCUGGUCCAGACUGGACCCGAGACCACCUGCCGGAUCACGAUCGCCAUCAACAACACACUGACCCCUCAUACCCUGCCACCAGGGUCCAUCAUCCACAAGACCGAAGCCGUAUUUCCCAAGAAUUACUUUUUCCAGAACACAAGCUUUGACUUCUUCAACUAUGCGGGACUGCAUCGGUCUGUGGUCCUCUACACCACGCCCACCACCUACAUCGACGACAUCACCGUGACCACUGACGUGGAGCAAGAAGUCGGACUGGUGAAUUACUGGAUUUCUGUCCAGGGAGACAAACAUUUCCAGCUAGAAGUACGUCUUUUGGAUGAGGAUGGCAAAGUCGUGGCCCAGGAAACAGGGGAACAGGGCCAACUUCGGGUCCCUAGCGCCAACCUCUGGUGGCCUUAUCUGAUGCAUGAGCAUCCAGCCUACCUGUACUCCUUGGAGGUGAGAAUGGCAAGAACUGUGUCUGACUCUGACUUCUACACCCUCCCUGUCGGGAUUCGAACAGUGGCUGUCACCGAGAGCAAGUUUCUCAUAAAUGGGAAGCCUUUCUAUUUCCACGGCGUCAACAAGCAUGAGGAUUCGGAUAUCCGAGGGAAGGGCUUCGAUUGGCCACUGCUGAUAAAGGAUUUCAACCUAAUGAAAUGGCUUGGUGCCAACUCCUUCCGCACCAGCCACUACCCCUACUCAGAGGAGGUCCUCCAGCUCUGUGAUCGAUACGGAAUUGUGGUCAUUGAUGAGUGUCCUGGUGUGGGCAUCAAGCUGCCCCAGAGUUUUGGCAACGAGUCUCUUCGGCACCACCUAGAGGUGAUGGACGAGCUGGUUCGCAGGGACAAAAAUCACCCUGCAGUUGUGAUGUGGUCUGUGGCCAAUGAGCCUGCUUCUGCUCUGAAACCUGCUGCUUAUUAUUUCAAGACGGUGAUCUCCCACACCAAAGCCCUGGACCCCACCCGCCCUGUGACCUUUGUGACCAACGAAAAAUACAAUGCAGACCUGGGGGCCCCAUACGUGGACGUGGUCUGUGUGAACAGCUACUUCUCCUGGUAUCAUGACUCUGGGCAUCUUGAGGUGAUCCAGCCACAGCUGAAGAGCCAGUUUGAGAACUGGUAUAAGACUCACAAGAAGCCAAUUAUCCAGAGUGAAUAUGGAGCAGACACAAUUGCCGGGUUUCACCAGGAUCCACCUGUCAUGUUCAGUGAGGAGUACCAGAAAGCUCUCCUGGAGAAUUAUCAUUUGGUUUUCGAUCAGAAACGAAAAGAAUACGUGGUUGGAGAACUCAUUUGGAAUUUUGCUGACUUUAUGACCAACCAGUCACCAAUCAGAGUAAUAGGAAACAAGAAGGGGAUCUUCACUCGUCAGAGACAGCCCAAAAGUGCAGCGUUUAUUUUGCGAGAGAGAUACUGGAGGAUUGUCAGUGAAACCAUGGAUCACCAUUCAGUGCCAAUGACCCAGUGUUUGGGAACCAGACCACUAACAUUCUAAAGCUAGAACUACCUCACUGCAGAUGCAACCUCUGAUGAAAUAAAUGAAAGGCAUUUUCUCAACAGAGCAGGCAUCCCCAGACAGUUCCUGGUGCCAGAGUUUCUCUACUUUGGAUUUGUGAUCUGCUAGAAGGGAACAUUAGCGGUAAUAAAGCCUUUCUUGUA
Chionomys nivalis (European snow vole) is the source of this 2161-nucleotide messenger RNA. RefSeq names its product glucuronidase beta (gene Gusb). Bases 54 to 1997 code for a protein of 647 amino acids. The record is from RefSeq and is a predicted model, not a curated record. Gene Ontology annotation, molecular function: beta-glucuronidase activity; signaling receptor binding; carbohydrate binding. NCBI's taxonomy places the organism in Eukaryota, Metazoa, Chordata, Mammalia, Rodentia, Cricetidae. Gene Ontology annotation, biological process: glucuronoside catabolic process; carbohydrate metabolic process. The transcript has 12 exons.